Gryllus bimaculatus (two-spotted cricket) is the source of this 3507-nucleotide messenger RNA. Lineage: Eukaryota; Metazoa; Arthropoda; Insecta; Orthoptera; Gryllidae. The record is from the annotation of a GenBank genome assembly.
AUGACGGGGAAAAGGGUUGGAAAGAACCGGAAGGCAGUGGCGGUGCAGAGCUGCUUAGAAUAUGGAUGUAGUGAGGGUUUGCUAGGAGAGGCUAUGGGCCCCGCGGAAGAGUGCGACGACGCGCCGCCAGAGGCGCUGGAGGAAGGCGAGCUGCGCGGCCCCAUGGACGGCUACCCUCGCGUCAGCGACUGCCUCGCGCGCCCCCUGGCGCAGCGCCUCAUGCAAGGACUGCAGGCGCGCGGCGGCGACGUCAUCCAGGUGUACCCGCGCGAGGGCGUGAGCUGGACGGCGCGACAGGUGCUGCAACGGGGCCUGCAGCUGGCGGCCGGGAUGCAGAUGCUGGGCGUGAAACCCGGGGACCGCGUCACCAUGGUGUGCGGCCGCCACCCGGAGUACGGACCGCUCUACUUCGCCACGUUGGCGGUGGGUGCUGCCUGGGCGCCGCUCAACCACACCUUCGACGACGGUUGUUUUUGGCGCAAUGGCACUGGCAGAGCAAGAGGAUAUGAAGGUCAUUUGUGGCGAAGUAGUGCUGGAGGGAAAGGAAGAAGUAGUGCUGGAGGCGACCUGCGGCUGCUGCUGGGCAUCCUGGAGCCGCGCGUGGUGCUGGCGGAGCGGGAGGUGGCCGACCGCCUUCGCCCGCUGCUGGCCGAGCUGCAGAGCCCCAGCACCUUGGCCGUGCUGUGCGAGGGCGAGGAGUGGGCGGCGCUGGCCACCGACGCCGCUCCCGACACCUGGCCGCCGCUGCCGCCGCCUCCCGCAGACCCGCGCGGCGCCAUCGCCGUGGUCGCCUGCUCCUCCGGGACGUCGGGGCUGCCCAAGGCCUGCGCCACCUCGCACUUCGCCAUCAUCGCCGCGCUCUCCGUCUUCUCGCGGCAUGACGCCGUGGAGGGCAUCAUAGACACCAUGGUGCUGACGUCACCUGGCUUCUGGGUGACCGGCAUCUGGUUCACGCUGCUCAGUAUGCUGGACCGCUCAACGCUAGUGUACGUGUUUGGAUGCGACGAGCAUCAGUUCCUCCACGCAAUCGAGAAACAUAAGCCUCCGGUGAUCUUCACGGCCAACAACUUCCUGCUGUCGGUGGCGAAGGUGCACGAGGCGUCGGAGCCCCGCAGGGAUCUGAGCAGCCUCCGCUCCAUUGUGACCGGUGGAGCCGCCAUGAGCCGACAGGCCGAGGAGUUUGCGGGCUCAAUCAUGGGGGCGCAGGUGUUCAACAUGUACGGCAUGACGGAGCUGAACGGGGGCAUCGGCAUGACGAAGCGGUCGCAGUACAAGCCGGGGUCGGUGGGCACGCUGAGCGCGCUGCUGCGCUGCCGCGUGGUGGACGCGGCCACGGGGCGCGUGUGCGGGCCCAACGAGGAGGGCGAGCUGCGGUUCAAGGGCCCCAUGCUCGCCCAGGGCUACCUCAAGAACCCGCAGGCCAGCGCAGAGCUGUUCGACGCCACGGGAUGGCUGCGCACGGGCGACCUGGGGCACUACGACGAAGACGGGUUCUUCUACAUCACAGGACGCAUCAAGGACACCAUCAAGUACCGUGGCGCGCAUGUGUCGCCGGUGGACAUCGAGGGCAUCCUGGAGGGCCACCCGGCCGUGCAGCAGAGCGCCGUGGUGGGCGUGCCCGACCCGUUAGAGCAGGAGCUGCCCAGGGCGUACGUCGUCCUGCGACCAGGAGCCGAGGUCGCCGAGGAAGAGCUCUGCCAGUUCGUGCAAGAGCGCGUGGCGCCGCACAAGUGGCUGCGAGGGGGCGUGGUGUUCCUCAAGGAGUUGCCCAAGACCACCACUGGCAAGAUCAGCCGCGCCGCCAUCCGCAAGCAGUUCGUCCUGCAGCAAUCGGGAGAGGCUAUGGGCCCCGCGGAAGAGUGCGAUGACGCGCCGCCAGAGGCGCUGGAGGACGGCGAGCUGCGCGGCCCCAUGGACGGCUACCCUCGCGUCAGCGACUGCCUCGCGCGCCCCCUGGCGCAGCGCCUCAUGGAAGGACUGCAGGCGCGCGGCGACGACGUCAUCCAGGUGUACCCGCGCGAGGGCGUGAGCUGGACGGCGCGGCAGGUGCUGCAACGGGGCCUGCAGCUGGCGGCCGGGAUGCAGAUGCUGGGCGUGAAGCCCGGGGACUACGUCACCCUGGUCGGCGGCCGCCACCCGGAGUACGGACCGCUCUUGAUCGCCACGCUGGUGGCGGGCGCCGCCUGGGCGCCGCUCAACCACACCUUCGACGACGGCGACCUGCGGCUGCUGCUGGGCAUCCUGGAGCCGCGCUUGGUGCUGGCGGAGCGGGAGGUGGCCGACCGCCUUCGCCCGCUGCUGGCCGAGCUGCAGAGCCCCAGCACCUUGGCCGUGCUGUGCGAGGGCGAGGAGUGGGCGGCGCUGGCCACCGACGCCGCUCCCGACACCUGGCCGCCGUUGCCGCCGCCUCCCGCAGACCCGCGCAGCGCCAUCGCCGUGGUCGCCUGCUCCUCCGGGACGUCGGGGCUGCCCAAGGCCUGCCACUCGUCACAUUUCGCUGUGUUCGGAGCGCUGUCCAUCUUCACGCGGGACGAGACGUUGGAUGGCAUCAGCGACACCAUGGUUUUGACGUCACCCGGCUUUUGGGUGACGGGAAUCUGGUUCACGCUGCUCACAAUGGUGCACCGCACCAGGCUAGUGUAUGAGUAUGGUUGCGACGAGCACCAAUUCCUUGAGGCCAUCGAGACGAACCGGCCUCCGGUGAUCUUCACGGCCAACAACUUCCUGCUGUCGGUGGCGAAGGUGCACGAGGCUUCGAAGCCCCGCAGGGACCUGAGCAGCCUCCACUCCAUGCUGACCGGAGGAGCCGCCAUGAGCCGACAGGCCGAGGAGUUCGUGGGCUCAAUCAUGGGGGCGGAGGUGUUCAACAUGUACGGCAUGACGGAGCUGAACGGGGGCAUCGGCAUGACGAAGCGGUCGCAGUACAAGCCGGGGUCGGUGGGCACGCUGAGCGCGCUGCUGCGCUGCCGCGUGGUGGACGCGGCCACGGAGCGCGUGUGCGGGCCCAACGAGGAGGGCGAGCUGCGGUUCAAGGGCCCCAUGCUCGCCCAGGGCUACCUCAAGAACCCGCAGGCCAGCGCAGAGCUGUUCGACGCCACGGGAUGGCUGCGCACGGGCGACCUGGGGCACUACGACGAAGACGGGUUCUUCUACAUCACAGGACGCAUCAAGGACACGCUAAAAUACCGAGGCGUGCACGAGCACCCGGCCGUGCACGAGAGCGCCGUGGUGGGCGUGCCCGACCCCGUGGAGCAGGAGCUGCCCAGGGCGUACGUCGUCCUGCGCCCCGGCGCCUCGGCCACCGAGGAGGAGCUCUGCCGCUUCGUGCAAGCGUCGCAAGGCAGCGUGCGGAGUGAAGUGAAAUGGAUGUGGAUGUGUUUAGAGCGCGUGGCGCCGCACAAGUGGCUGCGAGGGGGCGUGGUGUUCCUCAAGGAACUGCCCAAGACCACCACUGGCAAGAUCAGCCGCGCCGCCAUCCGCAAGCAGUUCGUCCUGCAGCAGUCAUGA